Diceros bicornis minor is the source of this 335-nucleotide messenger RNA. Its product is annotated as protein PET100 homolog, mitochondrial. The transcript has 4 exons. NCBI's taxonomy places the organism in Eukaryota, Metazoa, Chordata, Mammalia, Perissodactyla, Rhinocerotidae. Bases 42 to 272 code for a protein of 76 amino acids. Gene Ontology annotation, biological process: mitochondrial respiratory chain complex IV assembly. Gene Ontology annotation, cellular component: mitochondrion; mitochondrial inner membrane. The record is from RefSeq and is a predicted model, not a curated record.
GGCUUUGGGCGGAAGCGACUUUGUAGCCUCGGAGCAGCGAGAUGGGGGUGAAGCUGGAGGUGUUUCGGAUGACGCUCUACCUCACCUUCCCUGUGGCUAUGUUCUGGAUUGCCAAUCAGGCCGAGUGGUUUGAGGACUAUGUUGUACAGCGCAAGAGAGAGCUGUGGCCACCUGAGAAGGAGGACCAGCGCCAAGAGCUAGAAGAAUUCAAAGAGAGGAUACGGAAGCAGCGGGAGGAGAAGCUCCUUCGAGCUGCCCGGCAGAGCUCCUGAGCCUCCAAGUGCCUGAGUCGUAGGCCCUCCACCCAGAAAAUAACACACAUAUGGUUCUUUGUU